This is a messenger RNA of Orussus abietinus, 2069 nucleotides long. RefSeq names its product beta-1,4-galactosyltransferase 7 (gene beta4GalT7). The transcript has 6 exons. Bases 340 to 1299 code for a protein of 319 amino acids. Gene Ontology annotation, biological process: carbohydrate metabolic process; proteoglycan biosynthetic process. NCBI's taxonomy places the organism in Eukaryota, Metazoa, Arthropoda, Insecta, Hymenoptera, Orussidae. Gene Ontology annotation, molecular function: xylosylprotein 4-beta-galactosyltransferase activity. The record is from RefSeq and is a predicted model, not a curated record.
ACGGCGCUCGUGUCAGAAAAAUUUGACAGUUGUGUCCCCUUGGGCCUGGUUACUCUCAUCUUUUCUCUAUUUUGCAGUAAAAAACUGGCUUUAAUAGAGUACUCCUUUGGAUACUUUGGGGACCAAAGAACAACACAUUGACAACAACGUAAUCCUCUGUGUGAAGACCGAGUACAAAAAAAUGUUAUUUGUUAAAUUGAGUAGCCUUAUAUCAAAUUGAAAAUUAUGAAUUAACAUAAAAUGCAAUUCCUGAUAGUUAUUCUAAAUGAUUUACGGUCGUUCUGUCGAUUAAUAUCCGCCGGCAGAAACUAAAUUAAUGUAAAUUAAUACUUUCUUGAUAUGGAAGUGCUCUGGAGAAAUUCGAAAAUGAAAUACACCUUUAUUGUUUGUAUUUUUAUUACGUUUUUCAUCUCAUGCCUAAUUGGUAUUACUCCAAUUAAUAUAGAAGACUGUAGAUGCACCGAUGGAUCAUCUGAGAAUUACCGAUCCAAAAAAGCUAUGCGUAAUAGUACAAUUACCUCAAAAAAAUUAAAGCACCGCCUUGCCAUAAUUGUACCAUUUAGGGAUCGAUUUGAAGAAUUACUACUAUUUGCACCACAUAUGCAAAAGUUCCUUGAUAAACAACAAGUGGACUAUCAUAUAUUUAUAGUAAAUCAGAUUGACCGAUUUAGAUUUAAUAGAGCAUCACUUAUAAAUGUAGGAUUUUUAGAAGUUAAAGACAAUUUUGAUUAUAUAGCUAUGCACGACGUUGAUUUACUACCUAUGAAUGAUGACUUGUUAUACGCUUAUCCUGAAAAAGGUCCAUUUCAUGUAUCCGCUCCAGAAUUGCAUCCACGAUAUCAUUAUCCAACAUUUGUUGGGGGCAUACUACUUAUAAAAAGAGAACAAUUUGCACAAGUUAAUGGUAUGUCAAAUAAGUAUUGGGGGUGGGGUCUAGAAGACGAUGAAUUUUAUAUUAGACUGAAGGAAGCAAAUCUGAAUAUCAGUAGGCCAUUAAACAUUACUACUGGAACACAUAAUACAUUCAAGCAUAUCCAUGAUAGGAAUCUUCGCAAGCGAGACAUGGUUAAAUGCUACAAUCAACGCCAGAUUACUCGAAAAAGAGAUCGUCAAACUGGUCUAAAUAACAUAUCUUAUAAAUUAGAGAAUACAAUUAAAAUGACUAUUGAAGACUUAUCUUUAACUGUUCUAAAUGUAUCAUUAAUGUGUGAUAAAUCUAUUACUCCUUGGUGUGAGUGUGAUAAAGUGGAUGUGCCGAAGGACAGAAAAAUGAAAGACAAGAAACAAAAACAACUAUAACAUAAAUACACUCUAAGGAAUGACUCGUAGGCUAGUCAACUCAAGGGGACUGGUGUUCGCCCAGAGUUACAGGUGCCUCGCACGCAGGUUACAGAAUGGAAACAGUUCAAACUUCGAUAGAUCAGAGAGCGACCCCUUCGGAGCGGGCCUAUUUACACUAAACUAGGGUGUUCCUAGAUGCAGAGGAGGAUGCUUGGUGGGUUUUUAAGAUUGAGAAGGGAAAUGUCUCGUGUGAUUGGUUUGGGGACAGGUUCAAGGGGAAACAGGUGGAAAGUGUCUUCUCCAAAGAAUCUGAAUGUUUGACUUUUCCCAGGGCUGCUAUCUAGUUUGGGGUGCGAAAACACUCGGAGAAACAAAGGGGAGAUAAAGAACGAGGGAGAGCGGGUCUCUAGGAGUAUUUUGGAGUACGAGACGCGCUGCUUAGUCUCUUUCUUAAUAUUACUUAAAAAAAAAAUGUAGGUAGGGACCUAACACGGCACGGCUCGACUGCGCCGAGUUUGAUCAAUCAAUCGCCGAAUUUCGAUUCCCGAUUCGGAUAUUUCGCGCCCUUUGUUUUUCCCGGUGCCGAAUAGCCGUGGAUUUUUCUUAUAUUUGCCAGAUCAAGUUUAUGGCGAACCAUCGCGUGUUCGAAUUGUCUCGUAUCGGAUCGGAUUUUCUUUGGGGCGAUCUUCCGUCGAACCCCGUCGUCUUUUGUAAUUAUCUGUCAUACGCUGUCCAAAGUAUUCGGUAAUUUAUCUUUCUAAUUAAAAUAAAUCUGUUAAUUUUCUUGA